CGCAAAUGUCCGAUAUCCAAUUGCAGUUGUUGAAGCUCGUGCACGAGUCAGGCGAAAUCGCCAACACGUUGCAAGAAAAGACUCUUUCACAGUAUGAUUCCAACACUUUACAUUCCAAUUUGACCUCAUUGUGGUCCAAGGAAAUGAUCACUUUCAACAAGAUCGAGGUCGAUUCGUGGGCUCUCACAGCCGAAGCCGAGUCGUAUGUCAGUGCCGGUGCCACUCCGGAAGUGCAAGUUGUAGACGAAGUAUUGAAGGCCUUGGAAGGGUUGACUAUUUCUGGCUUGAAAGAGAAGUUAGGCCCUAUUGGUUUAGUUGGCCAGGGUAAAGCUUUCAAAAACAAGUGGUUGAGUAAGGAUGGCGAAAAGUUGAUAGCCAAGGUAUCUACAUUGCCAGAAGAUGUAGUUUUGAAGGAAUUGCAGACAAUUAAAGCUACCGGAUCGUUGGACGAUAAGAAGGAGUUGAAUGAGUUGAAGAAGAGAAAGUUGAUUAGCAUGACCAAAAUCAUCAGUUUCAAGGUAGAAAAGGGUCCCAAGUUCGCUUUGACUAUCGCCAAUUACGAAACAGACAUUACGUCCGAAAUGAUCAUCAACAGCUCAUGGAAAGAAGCCGAAUUUAAGCCAUACAACUUCAACUCGGAAGGUGUGUAUCCUACUUCCGGAGCCUUACAUCCAUUGAACAAAGUCAGGGAAGAGUUCAGACAGAUUUUCUUCUCUAUGGGAUUCACGGAAAUGCCCUCUAACCAAUACGUAGAAACCGGAUUCUGGAACUUCGACACUCUCUUUGUGCCACAACAGCAUCCAGCCAGAGACUUGCAAGACACUUUCUAUUUGAAAGACCCAGCAGUAGCCAAGCCUCCUCAGGACAAACAGUAUUGGGAAAACAUCAAGGCUGUACACCAGGACGGUAAGUUCGGCUCUAUCGGUUACAGAUACCCUUGGAAGGCUGAAGAGUCGUUGAGAAUGGUUUUAAGAACCCACACCACUGCCAUUUCUUCUGCCAUGUUGCACAAGUUGGCUGAAGAUCCAAAACCCGUAAGACUCUUUUCCAUCGAUCGUGUUUUCCGUAACGAAGCCGUAGAUGCCACACACUUGGCUGAGUUCCAUCAGAUUGAAGGUGUAUUGGCCGGUUACGACAUCACGUUGGGAGACUUGAUUGGUUUCAUGGAAGACUUCUUUGGAAAGAUGGGUGUUCAUGGUUUGAGAUUCAAGUCAGCCUAUAACCCAUACACCGAGCCAUCUUUGGAAAUUUUUGCAUUCCACAAAGGCUUGAACAAGUGGGUUGAAAUCGGUAAUUCCGGUAUGUUCAGACCAGAGAUGUUGGAGUCCAUGGGCUUGCCCAAGAACUUGAGAGUGCUUGGCUGGGGUCUUUCAUUGGAAAGACCUACUAUGAUCAAGUACGGUGUGUCUAACAUUAGAGAAUUGUUGGGCCACAAGGUUUUAUUGGACUUUAUUGAGUCCAAUCCUGCUGCCAGAUUUGAUGAAGACUUAGUCUAGAUAGAGGAUAAUAAAUUACUUAAUGAG
Messenger RNA from Scheffersomyces stipitis CBS 6054, 1523 nucleotides. RefSeq names its product phenylalanine--tRNA ligase subunit alpha (gene FRS2). Gene Ontology annotation, molecular function: tRNA binding; phenylalanine-tRNA ligase activity; ATP binding. Gene Ontology annotation, cellular component: cytoplasm; phenylalanine-tRNA ligase complex; cytosol. The record is from RefSeq and is a predicted model, not a curated record. Bases 6 to 1496 code for a protein of 496 amino acids. Gene Ontology annotation, biological process: phenylalanyl-tRNA aminoacylation. The transcript has a single exon. NCBI's taxonomy places the organism in Eukaryota, Fungi, Ascomycota, Pichiomycetes, Serinales, Debaryomycetaceae.